Arabidopsis lyrata subsp. lyrata is the source of this 558-nucleotide messenger RNA. RefSeq names its product probable acetyltransferase NATA1-like. The transcript has 2 exons. Lineage: Eukaryota; Viridiplantae; Streptophyta; Magnoliopsida; Brassicales; Brassicaceae. The record is from RefSeq and is a predicted model, not a curated record. Bases 1 to 372 code for a protein of 123 amino acids. Gene Ontology annotation, molecular function: N-acetyltransferase activity.
AUGAGAUAUUUGAAUUGGUUUGAUCCGGAGAGUUACAUUUUCUCGCCGGAUAUGUUAAACGACGUCGUUGUUGCUGGGUUUGUUCUGUUUUUCCCGAAUUACUCGAGUUUUUUGUCGAAGCCUGGGUUUUACAUUGAGGAUAUAUUUGUGAGAGAGCCUUAUAGGAGGAAAGGGUUUGGUAGUAUGUUGUUGACUGCUGUGGCGAAACAAGCGGUGAAGAUGGGUUAUGGAAGAGUGGAAUGGGUUGUUCUUGAUUGGAAUGUGAAUGCUAUCAAGUUUUAUGAGCAGAUGGGUGCUCAGAUUUUGCAGGAGUGGAGAGUUUGUAGACUUACUGGUGAUGCUCUUGAAGCUUUUGAUCAGGUAAACAUCUAGAGAUUGAUGAGUUGGUGGCUGAGAGUUAUCGAAUCGAUUCACUUCCUCUUGCUCUAAGCUUUAAAGUUUGUGUUUUUUUUAUGAUGAUGAUGAAUUCGCUAUGCUUACUUACUGGAUUCUGAAUGAGAACAAACCCUUUUGUUGAAUGUAUGAAAUGUUUCAAGGUUUUAAAGUAGAGUUGUGUAA